UUUUUAUUUAUUUCCUUUUUUUUUUAAAAAAAAAAAAAAAUUUUUACGCAAGAAAUUAAUUAAUUAAGCAAUGGAGAAUACAACCAAUUUAUUAAAACAAGUUAUAGAAGAGGGACACGUAAAAUUUCAUGCGUAUGAUGAAUUUUCAGAUAUAGAAGUAAUUGAGAGAGGAUCAUUAGGAGCUGUAUAUAAAGCAACGUGGAAUGAUCAUGGAAUGAUUGUUGCAUUAAAAAGUAAAUUCAUCAAAAAAGAAGGAAAUAGUAAAACUGAUACGCAACUCUUAGAUAAAUUUAUCAAUGAUAUGAAAUUGCAUAAGAAAGUUGAUUAUCAUCCUAAUAUAUUACAAUUUUAUGGAAUUAGUCAAGGUAUUAAAGUUUGAAGUUGUAAUUAUUUCGAUAGCCCUACGAUAUUUCUACUAAUAUAUUUAAUUAACCCCUCCUUUUUUAAAUACGUUUGAACGUAACAAUAGAACCAAACCUUAAUAAAUAUUUAUUAAUGAUGGAUUAUGCAGAUGGUGGAACACUUGGUCAUUAUUUAAGUAAAAAUUUUACAUCAUUAUCAUGG
This is a messenger RNA of Rhizophagus irregularis DAOM 181602=DAOM 197198, 564 nucleotides long. Lineage: Eukaryota; Fungi; Glomeromycota; Glomeromycetes; Glomerales; Glomeraceae. The record is from RefSeq and is a predicted model, not a curated record.